ACCGCCUUCACUCACGUCUUUCUCAGUCUGAGCAUGAGAGAGAAUGAGAGCACAGACGCUGAUCACAGCUUUACUUUUACUCAGCGUAAGCCGAGGUUCAGAGGUGGAUCCGAAGAUGUUCUUGUUUAGUCGAGGUGUUCAGCUGGAAGUUACAGCAAUCAGAAUCAGGACUAAGCUUCAGCCUCCUGUAGUGCAGAUUCUGGUUCCUACUGAACUUCAGAUGGAAACUUCCAGCACAGCCAUGCUCACCUGUAUCAUCAGAGGAUUAAACAGUAAUCUGACUGCCAUCACUUGGAAGAUUAAUGACACAGCUGUGGCACAGAGGAGCAGCAGCAGUGAGGUGUUUAAACAGCCUGACGGCACGUUCAGCGCUUUAGGAUUCUACUCAGCGCCGCUGCAGGACUGGAAGAGUGAUGGGGUGUACAGGUGUGAGGUGAAGCAAGGAGGAAUAACUUACUUUAAAGAGGUGCGGCACUCUCUCUGUGGAGAGUUCUUCAGUUUGUGAUGAAUCUGUGAUAAAGGCUGGACUUUUACUUAAAGCCACAGAAUUGUAUAAAUUGACUUUAAAUUCACAUUGGUUUUAUAUGCACUGUGUGGUUAUAGUUACUGUAUAUUCAUUAGUCUUUAUUAAAUAUAUUAUUGACAGCUUGCUGUGCUUUUUCUGUGAAGACACUGAACUUUUACGUUACACUUUUAGGCCCAAUCCCAUUUCACCCCUUGGCCCUACCUCUUACCCCUACCCCUCUGUUUCGCUCGUGCAUGCCGAGGGGUACACUGAAAAAAAUGAUGAAUGAAAGAGUAAAAUUUACUUUUAAAAAGUUUCGCAACUUUCUGAAAUGG
Messenger RNA from Astyanax mexicanus (Mexican tetra), 840 nucleotides. RefSeq lists its product as uncharacterized. The record is from RefSeq and is a predicted model, not a curated record. Bases 44 to 505 code for a protein of 153 amino acids. The transcript is spliced from 3 exons. Lineage: Eukaryota; Metazoa; Chordata; Actinopteri; Characiformes; Acestrorhamphidae.